UUCAGCAACAUUCGGACAAUAUGUGUGCUGCGCGUGUUGUUGGGCUGUAACUCAUGUGUGGAUAACAUGGAUUACUGUUGGCAGGGAGGGGAUUUGUAAGUGUGGUCACCCAAAGAUCCAGCACUGCGAUGAGGCCAUCAAACCGGAGGACUAUAUGGGGGAGCAGUGGGACAGACACAGACACGUCAGAGAGGUGCCCACCGAUGCCUUUGGAGAUAUCAGCUUUGGAGGACUUGGACAGAAAACCGGAAAGUAUGUUCGGGUGUCGUCGGACACGUCCUGUGAGAGUCUGUACCAGCUGAUGACAGAACACUGGAAACUGCGUUCACCGAACCUGCUGAUAUCAGUGACCGGCGGAGCCAAAAACUUCUACAUAAAGACUCACCUGAAGGACAAGUUCCGUCGAGGCCUCAUCAAAGUCGCCCAGACCACAGGUGCGUGGAUCCUGACAGGAGGGACACACGCCGGUGUGAUGAAGCAUGUGGGCAUGGCCGUGCGAGAUUACACACUCAGCAGCGGUUUGAUGGAGGGACAGAUCGUCGUCAUCGGUGUGGCACCCUGGGGAGUCAUUCACAACCGAAACGCACUCAUCCAUCCUGAGGGUUGUUUCCCUGCGUACUACUCUCUGGAUGAGCAGGGUCAGGGCCAUCUCUCCUGUCUCGAUAUCAAUCACACUCACUUCUUGCUGGUGGAUGAUGGCACUCACGGACAUUAUGGAGUUGAGAUUGAGCUGCGGGCCCGUCUGGAGAAACUCAUCUCUCAGCAAUCGCUGGGAAAUAGAGCGAAAAUUGUAUGCAUUAUAUGUAUCUGCACAACAGUAAGGCCUAAUUCACAUGGUUAUUCACAGACCAUCUACAAUGCGAUGCUGAACCACACGCCGUGUGUGGUGCUGGAGGGCUCUGGACGCCUGGCGGAUGUCAUCGCUCAGGUGGCGGCUCUGCCCGUGUCAAAGGUCACUCUGGUCCUUAUCAACCAGCUCAUGAAGAGGUUUUUUGUACAAGAGUACAAAAGCUUUACUGAGGUGCAGGUCAUUGAGUGGACCAAGAAGGUAACGGAUUUGUUGUUGUUGUUGUUGUUGUUAUUGUUGUUUUCUGGAAAACAAGACAAAAAUAAUGAUAUUGAAUUAAUAAUGAUAAGAAAAUUGGUCUCAGCCUCCAGAAGCGAUGAACACGCGGGGCGUCAGUCGUGGGAGAGACAGCUGGAGCUCGCUGUGGCCUGGAACCGGGUCGACAUCGCCGAGAGCGAGAUCUUCACCGAGGAGAGCCAGUGGACGUCGUGUGAUCUGCAUCCGGCCAUCUUUUCUGCGCUGGUGGGAGACAAACCUGAGUUCGUGCGUCUCCUGCUGGAGAAUGGAGUGUGUGUGAGGAAGUUUCUGGAGCAUGAGGACACGCUCUGUGAGCUUUACGGCCACCUGCCCGCCUGCUUCUUCCUGCGCAAACUCGCUAAAAGAGUCCAGGGUGGAAAAAUCCGCAGGGGUCAAGAGCCGCCGCCUGGAAGCACAAAGAUCUCCUUGAGUCACGUGGCUGAAGAAGUGCGCCACCUGCUGGGGAGUUUCACUCAGCCGUUAUACGAGCCGUCACGCUACAAGAUGACCGAAGAUGAUGUCCGUUUGAUGGUGCCAUCCAAAGGCCUGGUGGAUCUGCCGUGUUCAGGUGAAGAGUGGAGCGCAGACACGGUUUGGGACCCGGGACGGGAUCUGUUCCUCUGGGCCGUCGUGCAGAAUAACACAGAACUGGCAGAGAUCGGCUGGGAGCAGUGCAGAGACUGUAUCGCAGCCGCUCUGGCAGCCAGUAAGAUCUUGAGGAAACUGGCGCAGGAGAGCGGAGAGGACGACAGCGAAGAGGCAAAGGAAAUGAGAGAACUGGCCAGUCACUACGAGAAACAAGCCAUCGGUGUGUUCAGCGAGUGUCACAGCUGGGACGUGCAGCGGGCGCAGAAGCUGCUGAUCCGCGUCUCUCCGUCGUGGGGCAGAAGCACCUGUCUGUGGCUCGCGCUCGAAGCUGACGCGAAGAGCUUCAUCGCUCACUCUGGAGUCCAGGCUCUGCUGACUCAGAUCUGGUGUGGAGAGCUGUCUGUGGAUAAUCCACACUGGAAAGUGCUGCUCUGCAUGAUCUUCUUUCCUCUCAUCUACACCGGCUUCCUAACCUUCAGACGGGAUGAAGACAUCCAGAGACAGGCCGAGAGGACGGAGCAGCAGAAACUGGCCAUGGAUUCAGUCUAUUCUGGAAGCUCAGACAUCAAACUCAAACGGCAUUACCGCGGCUCCUCGCAGAAGCCUGAGCUGAAGCCUCUCAACUGCUCGUCUCGUCUGAUGAGUCUGUUCACGUCGCCUCAAGUCAAGUUUUACUGGAACAUCGCCUCAUAUUUUGGCUUCCUGUGGCUGUUUGCCGUGGUGCUCAUGAUUGAUUUCCAGGCCUAUCCGUCGUGGAGGGAACUUCUGCUGUACGUGUGGCUCACCUCGCUGGUGUGUGAGGAGGUUAGACAGUUCUAUCAUGACUUUGACGGGUCUGGUUUCCGGAGGAAAGCAAAGAUGUACAUCAGUGAUCUGUGGAACAUUCUGGAUGUGCUCUCAAUCAUACUGUUCAUUGCUGGUCUGGUCUGCAGACUUCAGGCCUCCAGUACUGUGUUCUAUGUGGGUAAAGUUAUUCUCUGCAUCGACUUCAUCAUAUUCUGUCUCCGAUUAAUGGCCAUCUUCACUAUCAGCCGAACUCUGGGCCCCAAGAUUAUCAUCGUCAGGAAAAUGAUGAUGGAUUUGUUCUUCUUCAUGUUUCUGCUCAGUAUCUGGGUGGUGGCGUAUGGCGUGGCCAAGCAGGGCAUUUUGAUUCACAAUGAAGACAGACUGAACUGGAUCAUCCGCGGAGCCGUCUAUGAACCCUACCUUAUAAUUUUCGGCAACGUCCCCACUAAUAUAGACAACACUCAGUUUGAUGUGGGCAGCUGUAGUGUGAACGGCUCCGAUCCUCUGAAGCCCAAAUGUCCCGUGCUGAACGAUGAUAACAUGCCGGCGUUCCCAGAAUGGCUGACCAUCAUCAUGCUGUGUGUCUAUCUGCUCUUCGCCAACAUCCUGCUGCUCAACCUCCUCAUCGCCAUCUUCAACUACACGUUCCAGGAGGUCCAAGACAACACAGACACCAUCUGGAAGUUCCAGCGCUACGAGCUGAUUAAGGAGUACCACAGUCGACCUGCUCUUCCUCCACCCUUCAUCCUCCUCAGUCACCUCAUCCUCUUCAUCAGAGGAGUGCUGCUGCGCUACCCUCCACAGAAACACAAACACUUCAGACAGGAGCUGGAGCAGACUGAGGAAGAGGAGCUGUUGUCAUGGGAGGCCUACAUGAAGGACAACUAUCUGGCAUCGACGCGGCAGGACGAGAGCCAGAGCGUGGAGCAUCGUAUCCAGGACACCGCAGAAAAGGUUGGCGUGAUGUCAGAACUCCUGGAGCGCGAGCAGGAGAUGGUUUCUGCCACCGUGACAAAACGACUGGCCAAGCUUGAAGAGCAGGUCUCAGAGUCCACCAAAGCUUUACGAUGGAUUGUGGACGCGCUGAAAUCUCAGGGAUGCAAAUCCAAAAUGCAGCCGCCUCUAAUGACAGGUAAAAGCUCUGACAGGGACGACGGUGAAUCUAGUGGACAGGAGACAGAUGAGGAAUCAGCUCCUCACACGUUUGCACGUCAGCUUCAGUAUCCCGGCAGUACCGUCAAACGCUUCCCCGUGCCUGAGGAGAAGGUGCCCUGGGAGGUAAACUUCACUCCAUACCUUCCUCCAGUUUACAAUCAACAGGACAGCAGCGACUCUGACACUUCAGUCUUGGACAAGUACAGGAAUCCAGGAGGAAGGACUGGGAUUCGGGGAAAAGGGGCUCUGAAAUCCCUGGGUCCGAAUCACAUUCUCCACCCAAUCCUCACCAGGUGGCGUGAUGCUGAACACAAGGUGCUGGAGUUUCUCGCCGUUUGGGAGGAAGCGGAGAAACACUGGGCUCUUCCUGGGGGCCCAGUCAAAGCUAAUGAGCCUCUAGCACAGACACUGGAGAGGAUUCUGGGAAAAAAGUUACAUGACAAGACCAAGUCUCAAAUAGAGGCUGGAGAACAGGUGGAGAGCUCGCUGUCGUCUCAUCAGCCUCUCCAGUGGCGGGAAGUGAGCAGCACCGCUUGUGUGUGUCCGUACCAACGAGAAGCUCUGCAUCAGAUAGCACAGUGUCAUAACACACACUUUUGACCCUCAGGAAAACACACACAUACACACACACACGCUACACCAGAAAUAAUGAGCGCAAACACACUCUACAAUCUUAUGUGUCUUUAAAGGUGUGUUAUUUCUGUGCCACAAACUGUGGAAGCUUGCUUCUGCCACAGGAUAAAAAAAUAAGAGGUAACUGCAACUUUUUAUAUUCUCUAAUUCUUAUGGAAUUGCGAGAUAGAAUUGCAAGAUAUAAACUCAGAA
This is a messenger RNA of Sinocyclocheilus rhinocerous, 4438 nucleotides long. It is a transcript of the gene trpm2, whose product is annotated as transient receptor potential cation channel, subfamily M, member 2. Gene Ontology annotation, cellular component: plasma membrane. Lineage: Eukaryota; Metazoa; Chordata; Actinopteri; Cypriniformes; Cyprinidae. The record is from RefSeq and is a predicted model, not a curated record. Gene Ontology annotation, biological process: calcium ion transmembrane transport. Gene Ontology annotation, molecular function: ligand-gated calcium channel activity. The transcript has 29 exons. The annotation marks the transcript as partial.